AUGGCGGGGACGCCGUGGGUGUUCCUAAGCCGCGUCAUCCGCGCGGAGCCCGCCGCGGCCGCGGCCGCGGCCGCGCCCGACUUCACGCUCCCGAUCGCGCUGCCGCCCCGGCUCACCAUCCUCGCCGCGGGCCGCGGCGCCCACCCCGACCCCAACCACCCCGACAGGAACCCCUACAUCAUCGCCGCCGGGCCCCUCUGCCUCCUCGCCCACUUCGCCGUCGCGCCCUCCAUGGGGACGACCUUUGAGGACAACCCCCACGACACCCGUCUCGCCGUGGUGCGCCACUUCCACAGGGCCGACGGCGCGACCACGGCCUCCGCCGAGCUCGUCCCCGCCCGCACCUCCCCCGUCCCCGCCCUCUUGAACGUCGGCAGCGUCGGCCUCUACUCCGACCACGAGGGCGACUACAUCAUCGCCGAGCUCCAGGUUCGCAAGGGCCGCGACCACGCCACGCUCGUCUCCUUCGAGUGGGACCAGCAGGCGUGGUACUCGGAGGACGUGGAGUCCCCCUUCGCCGAAGAGGAUCGGGACCGGGAGUGGGCUCCCCACGGCGCGGUCUGCGUCGAGACCACGCUCUGGUGGUUCGACCUCUCGUGGGGGAUCCUCAGCUGCGACCUCGCCGGGGACCACGAUCUGCUCUUCCACCGCCUCCCGGACGGCCGUGCUCUCCCCAUGGCGACGCCGCUCAUGCUCACCCAGCGCUGCAUCGCGGAGAGCCAAGGCCAGCUGCGGUACGUGGAGGUCAUCGUCCCUGAGGUCGGCGGCGACGACGACGACAGCGGCGACGACAGUGAAGCAGCGAGGGUGUGCAUGUGGACGAUGACCUUCGGUCCGGAUGGGUGGCGGUGGGAGGCGAACUACUCGGUGGGCUUCCCGAAGAUCUGGGACGACGCCAGCUACAGGGAGACCGGGCUGCCGCGGGACGUCCCCAUCGUCGCGGCCGUGUGCCCGACGGACCCCAACUUGCUCUACUUCACCCUGAAGCGGAACAUCUUCGGCGUCAAUGUGGCCAAUCACAGGGUCGUGGGCAACGAGGUCUACGACGAGAAGGUGAACAACGCAAGGCUGGAUGCCACUCAGGCCAGCGUCCGCUACGUCCUCCCUUGGUUUCUGCCACCCGGGCUUGCCCCAGGUGCUGCAGGUCAUGAUUCAUGA
Panicum hallii is the source of this 1158-nucleotide messenger RNA. RefSeq lists its product as uncharacterized. Lineage: Eukaryota; Viridiplantae; Streptophyta; Magnoliopsida; Poales; Poaceae. The coding region runs from base 1 to 1158 and encodes 385 amino acids. The record is from RefSeq and is a predicted model, not a curated record. The transcript has 2 exons.